AUGGGGGGCCCCUCCCAGCGUCGUUCCUGGGCGGAUCUGGCGGAGGGCGAGCUUCGGGCGGAGGCUGCCGACCUGCAGUGGGAAGAUGUCCUCGGCCGUGGUCCUGUGGAGCGUGUGGCUCUCAGUGACUCGGAGGACUAUCCCGAUUCUGAUGUGCCCGAGUCGCCGCCGCCGCCGCCGCAGGGGAAGGGGAAGAAUGUGAUGGAGACUGCUGGUAAGCGUCAGCGGGCGCGUCGUCAUCGUCACAGCAAGCGCCGCACGGAGGGAUUCAUGGCGGCCGUGCGACGUUCCCACCCGGCCGUGGUGCCUGAUCUGCCGCCCCCACCGCCGCGGCGUGCUCUGGUCCGGGGCGGGAGGUCCCCGCCGUCGCACCCUGCGCGGCCUCGGGGACAGCCGGACCGGGAGGGGUUCUUCCAGGUGCGUUCUAGGCGCUGCGACAGGCGCCACAGUCCUCCAAGGUCGCCGCCGAGACCCGUCCCACCGGAGCUGGAGGGCUUGUGCUUCAACUGCCUCCAGCCGGGCCAUGUCAAGGCGCAGUGCCGCGCCAGGCCGAGAUGCUACAACUGUUGGGGCGAGGGCCACCACGCUGCGAGCUGUCCACUCCCCCGCUCCUCGGCUGUUGGGGUGAAGCGUGGCCGCUCCCUGCGGCGGUCUGGGGAUGCUCGCCGGGUCGCGCCGCGACGCCCGGAUGGUGCGCGCCAUCGGCCCAACUCGGCGGACACCGUCUCCGGGGGUUCGUUGUCAGCAGGGCGGUCCACGUCGGUGCCUUACUGCUGUCGGCAUCCAUCGCCACCGGCUGCGCCGUCGCCGCCCCCACCACCUCCGCCUCCACCUCCGCCGCCUCCGCCACCUGUCUUCCAGCCCGCCGCCGGCACCAGCUCGGAGUUUGACAGGGGCUCCAGAAACCUUGCCGACCCUGCUAUUCGGGACCCGCGCGCGCCCACGGUGGUUAUCCCGCGUUCCAGGGAGAUCCAGGCGGCCGAGGAUGCGCUUGAGCUGGCCCUGGUGGGCCUGGUGGGGGGCACCAGGCUGGUGGUUUCUACGACCACAGUCUACAGCUUCCUCUACUCUGAGUUUGAGCUUACGAUGAACGAUGUGGAGUUGCGGCGGCACCACCCGGAAGAUUUCAUCGCACGUUUCCGCCGGCGUGCGGACCGUGACCGUGUCCUUGCUUCGCGGCCGGGUGGAUACCUUCUGCCCCUCACCUGGAGACCUUGGCAACGAACUUCACUGGCCACUGCAGAAAGCUUCAAUUUUCAGGUGGUUGUGGGCAUGCUGCGUGUACCGCUUCACGCGCGCAAUGUGGCUACUGCCCAGAUCAUCAUGGGCCCUUCUUGCUCGGGGAUUGAAAUCACAAGGCUUCGAGACAUACCUGAUGACGACGACCGAGAAUUCUUUGUCAAGGCAUGGUGCAAACAUCCGGAUCUCAUCGAAGACGAGCAGACCAUCUCAAUUCCGGAGCCUGUUUUGCCUAUUGCAGCUAUGGGCAAUCCUGCCCCGCCACGCCUCUUGCAGUACCAGGUGGGCGAGUUCAGAUGCCCCUGUGCGCCGGAGGUCGUUGCUCGGCACACUGAUGUUGAUGGCACGCGCAAGGAGUCUGUGGAGGCUCCCGAGUGUUGGGAGAUGAUGUCUGCACCGCGUACUCCUUGGACGCGGGCAUCAAAUUUUACGACGGUCAACACUCCAUCACCGUGGAUUGAUAGGCAGCUGGGCUCCCCUACCACCGGCGUCGUGGCGCGGUUCCUGAACGUCGCGCCACUGCUCCUCCACGCGGGUGUUUCAACACUCGAACCUGUACAUGUUGAUCAGGACUGGUGGGCUGAUCUGGCGGUGACUGAGCUUUCAAAUGAUGUCAGUGCUCAAGCGUGUGUUGGUCAGGAGGGGGCCACUUCCGGGUCGACCUCGAACUCGGUGGACUGGUGGGCGGACCUGAUUGAGGCUGAACUUGUCUCCAGCACAUAUGUUGCGGCCAGCCCAGUUGUUGAUGGGGCUGGACUUCAUGAGGAGGAUGAGAGCGCUGUGGAGGAACCUGUUUCUGUAGUGGAUGCGGCCAAUGAUGCGGCCACUGAGACCAAACUCUCCAGCUUAUGUAAUUUGCUUGCGAAUGAAAUUCUAGGACCUACUUUCGAUUAUGACUUCCUACCCGCGACUGGGGCGGCUGGCGGGAUCUUACUGGCCUGGGUUAGGGACGAUUGGGUUGUCUCUGAUAUUAACAAGGGACGCUUCGCCAUCUCAGCUCGCUUUCAGAAGAGGGGUGCCACGUCGACGCCAUGGUGGCUAACUGGGGUCUAUGGACCGCAGGAAGACGCCCAGAAGGUCGAGUUCUUGGCGGAGUUGAGGCAAUUCCGUGACACUUCGCCUGGGCCAUGGUUAAUAUGUGGAGAUUUCAACAUGAUUUAUCGUGCCCAGGACAAGAACAACGACAGGCUUGAUCGUCGAAACAUGGCAAGAUUUAGAAGAUUCAUUGACAGUGUACAGGUGCAAGAAAUCAACAUGGUUUGCAGAUCUUUUUCCUGGUCUAAUCACAGGGACAGACCAACGUUCGAGCUGCUGGACAGGGCCUUCACCUCUGUAGGCUGGCUUACUGAGUUCCCCUCACACACUCUAAGGCCUCUGUCCUCUGAAUGUUUUGACCACUGCCCGCUGCUGCUCACGAUCAUUGCGUUCUAUGAUGUCCAGCGCCGUUUCCGGUUUGAGACUUUCUGGACAAAGAUACUAGGCUUUUCUGGUGUGGUGGAGAGUGCCUGGUCUUCAACGGUUGAGGGGGCUGAUCCAUUUCGAAGAUUAGACCAAAAAUUUCGCAAGGUUGCCAUUGAGCUACGUCGAUGGAGCAACUCCAAGGUGGGUAGCAUUCGGCUGCAGCUUGCUGUGGCUCGCGAGCUCAUAUUCCGGUUUGAUGAAGAGCAGGAGAGGCGGAAUCUGCAUGACUGGGAGCUAAACAUGUACAGGUCCCUCAAGGCCAAGACCUUGGGCCUGGCCUCGCUCGCGCGGACAAUCACAAGGCAGCGCUCUAGGAUCCUUUUCCUGAGGGAGGGUGAUGCCAACACGAAGUUCUAUCAUUUGCAAGCCUGCCAUCGGCGGAGGCAGAACAGGAUUGACACACUUCGGGUACAGGGGGCCCAGGUUGUCUCCGAUAUAUCCAUGAGUCAGGCUCUCUAUGAUUACUAUAAUGGGCUUCUGGGAACCAACUUUGAGAGGUCCAGAGUUGCCAACUUGCCAUCGGCCUUCGCCGACAAAUGCAUCCUGCAGAAAGGAAGCCACGUCUUCGUUGACGUGGCCGACGUCCCCGGACCUGGAGUUGGCAAGGAUCCAAUGGCGGUGGCUGCCGGAGCUAUGGAUCACGCUGAUUCAAGCGUUGGCUCUAUAGCUCUCGAAUCGCGCAUCCGAGGAGGAGGAGGAUGGCUGUUCUCCGGCCAGCUAGCCUAG
Molecule: messenger RNA, 3426 nt
Organism: Miscanthus lutarioriparius
Lineage: Eukaryota; Viridiplantae; Streptophyta; Magnoliopsida; Poales; Poaceae
Source: the annotation of a GenBank genome assembly